Maniola jurtina (meadow brown) is the source of this 5932-nucleotide messenger RNA. RefSeq names its product nuclear pore complex protein Nup153. NCBI's taxonomy places the organism in Eukaryota, Metazoa, Arthropoda, Insecta, Lepidoptera, Nymphalidae. The record is from RefSeq and is a predicted model, not a curated record. Bases 350 to 4537 code for a protein of 1395 amino acids. The transcript has 7 exons.
ACUAACCUGUCAAACUGUCCUGUCUCCAUGCUCCAAAUAAUAUUAUAAUAAUGUAUUAUAGUGAUCUGUGUUUGAGUUGAACCUUUGAACUUAUUAGCGUGGGGAAAAUAACGAAAUUGUAAUAGUUGCGUUGUCUGAAUGAAUUUUGUGAUUUUGAGACUUACAUAAAUCAUAAAAACAUACAAGUAAAUUGUUGUGCGUUCCUUUGACACUGAGCUCUGACAUUUAUCAAAGACGCCAUGUUUGUCACGUUUUUGCCAAUAAUUGAGAUUUAACCGAAAUUUAUUUAACUUAUAAAGUUUAUCCUGCAAGCAGUUGAUAAUCAAUGAUAUCAAUAUAACAAAUCAAAAUGAGUGCGAAAUAUCCGGCAAGAAAGAACAAGCGAGCUAGAUCACCUACCGACGACAUCAAUAAUUCAUUUAUCAAGAAUGUAACUGCAAGAAUGUCAGGUUUAAUGCCUGCUUCAGUGUCAAAAUGGUUUGGCUGUCCACGUUCCUCAAAUGCUAAUGGUUCUGCACCAGUUGCUGAGUCUUCAGAUUCUUCAACAGAAGAUGAAGCUCCAGAGGACCAAAUAUUUCAACCUCUUUCUAAAAAAAUGCGCUAUAGCCCAGCAUCUACUUCAAAUGACUAUGCCCCCAAAACAAAAUCCACAAGUACUAAUACAGAAUCUACUGAGACGUUCAGCAUAGUAAAGUCUCCUAUAAGUACUAGCACAUUUAGGCCAGAAACUGACAUUACAUCAACGCCUCGACACUCUCCUAGUGAAAAUGUGAUGCAAAUACACAACACAAUUACAGGCUAUAAUUCAGUUAUAAGAAAUCGGAAAUCGCUCUUUGAUAUACCAGAUGAUGAGAGAUCUUACAAAAAAUUGCCACCGCCAGAUUCGGUGCAGGGUGGUAGUGAACCGCAAAUAAAACGGAGCUUGUUAGGUUCACCAUUCUAUGCGGGAAGAACAAGAUAUGGGGGAGCAGCAGGCUCUUACAUGCCAGAUAUCAAACGCAGAAAGAUUGCAUUAGUUAGUGAAUCUGCAAACAAUGACAGCUUUACCAUGAGCCAUGCUACCAAGCGAGUAAUGGAUUUAUUGGAAAACUAUUCAUCUCCAUUAGUAGAAGCCAAAAGAAUAUCACAAUGUGUGAAAACUUCUAAAAGCUUCGAUAAUUCACGUCCAAAGAAUGCAUAUAAAACUCAAGAACUCUAUAUACAAAGUAUGGCGAAAAUAUUACAAUUCCGACAAAGAACUCGACAAAUGGGUAGCACUAAAAUUGCUCGCCAAAUAAUUGCAUCAAAUAGCAGCUCAGUGGCUGUUCAACCAAAUACAGCUUCACAAACUCAAUGCAAUAAUCCGAAAGAAACAACGGAUAAAUUAACUACAAAAAUCAAAGUGAACCUAACAAGAGCUAACCGAAAUGAUAAGGCAGUCGGAGCCACCGAUGAACCAGCUCCAGUUCAUCUUCCAACUGCAGUUUUACAAAUUGAUCAAAACAAUUUACCUAAAUUCACAUUUGGCACCAGUACAGGGACGGAAACCCUAUCGGAUAUUGCAACACAUAUCUGCAAAGAGAUAGAUGCAGUCGAAACAUCCGCAAAUGCCACUAAUUCUAAAUCUGUUACUACUACAACUACUGCAAAUUCGCCUAUUUCUGUCAAUUCAACAUCUAUUUCUGCAACAAACUUGACGAAACAAGAUACACUGAUAAAUAACAGAACGGAAAUUACCAGUAAGCCACAUACUAUUAUAAACGAUGAUCCUUAUAAAUUUUCCAGUCCUAUUAUGGUACAAUGUAUAGGGACAGUACAAACUUCUUCACCACUACCUAAUUAUACUUUUGGUUCUCCAGAGCGGCGGACUAUGGAACAAUCAAAAGAAAAGGAAUCUAACAAAAAAAUUAAAACACAAACACAAUCUGAAACUUGGAAAUGUAACGAUUGCUGGGUUCCUAACGAAGCCAACUCUGACAAGUGUGUUUGUUGCGGAGCUGCAAAGCCAACAAAGAGUGUUAGUAAAGCUGAGCAUUGUUCAGUCUGUAAAGUUGCUUUGAGUCAAGAACGCUUAGAUAAAUGUGCUAACUGUGAAAAAGUAAACAACAAAGUUGAUGGACUGGUAACAAACUCAAAUGUUACAUACAAAUUGCAACAAUCGUACCUCUUUACAGAUUGCUGCACCAAUAUUGCAGGUUUAGACAAAUGUGUUUGGUGUAGCGAUAAAAAAUCUGAGGAAUUGCCUGCUGUUAUUAAGGGUAAACCUGAUAAUGCUAGCGAAUGGAAAUGCGAUUAUUGCUGGAUAAAAAAUAAAAGCAGUGCUGAUAAAUGUGCAGCAUGUGGUAGUACUUCUCCACAAAGUAAGACUAAAGAACAUUUAUCUCAACCUCAAAUUGGUAUUCAGACAAGCAGUGAUUCCACACUUAAAUCUAUUAUGAGUUCACAAUGUGAAAAAUGGGAGUGUACGAAUUGCUUGGUGCGAAAUGAUAAAAACAGAAGUAAAUGUGUCUGCUGUGACGCGGAAAAGUCUGGCAAAACGAAAGCAUCUGAAGGGAUUGAUUUUAAUUUUGGUACUCUUAAAAAUACAACUUUCAAGUUUGGCAUUGAUCGUAAUCAAAAUAUCUCCGAAAACAAAACCGAAUCUUUACCUGUGACACAGUUAGAAAUGCCAGCUAAACAGUCGGAAACAAAUAAUAACAAUGUACCUGAACAUGCUACUUUUACCUUUGGGAUACCCAAGGUGAAAACUUCUAAUAAGAUUACCACUGAGAAAGAAACAAUAGCAGAAGGAGCUUCUACACCAACAUUUAUAUUUGGUGUAUCGAAAUCUAUCAUACCUUCCGCAUCUGCAGACACUACUGUUUUCAGAAGUCCAAUCAAUGAAGGCUCAAAGUUUUCUGAGAGAACACCAUCUAAGACUUCACUAGAAAAUGAUGAAAAAAUCCAGGAAGUUCCAAAUAUUGAACAACCUAAUACAAGUGCUUCAGAUAAUAUUCAAAAGCCAGCUGGUUUGUUUGGAAUACCAUUGAGUCCUUCAUCAGUAGGUAAGACUCCAUCAGCUGGGAUCACUUUUGGGCAAACAAAACAACCGGCUAACACACAGGCUGUAGCGACAGCUGCUACUGAUGCAAAUGUACCUCAAAGUACAUUUAGUUUUCCCGGUUCCGGUAACUCAGGUUUACAAUUAUUUCCUGCUGUAACAACAGCCUCAACAUCUAGUAUAUCUUUUCCCAUUAUAGCACCUUCAACUUCGUCUAUUUCUUUUUUCCAAAAAAGUGAGCCUGUCUCUACAACUUCAAUGCAAUUGUUUUCUAAAACUGAUCCAAUUCCUUCAUCUUUAUCAUUAUUUAAUAAAAAUGAAACAGUGACGACAAAUACUGCAGUAGCAGCGCCGUUGCUCUCCAGUGCCCCAGUAUUUAGUUUCGGUACUAACACUCAAAAUACAAAAAUUGAGAAGCCUAAGUUUAAUUUCUCUUUUGGAAAGACUUCUGAAAUACGUCCAGUAUUUAGUUUGCCAACGUCAAAUACCGGCAAUAAUUUGGCAGGAAACGGCUUGUCUAGUGGUAACAUCACUUCUGCUAAUACAAUAUCUGGAGGAAACGGACUAGCCACAGGAAACUCAAAAGCAGGGGGGAGCAGCUUGUCCUCGAACUCAAUAGCUUCGGGACUUAUAGGAGGACCAACAAAGAAAGAUAAUAUAAUGUGGCCAUCAAAUAAUGAGGUGAGUGCAAUUAAAAUGGGUGCAGGAAACAGCAUCGAACAAGGCAAUAAUAAUUUACCUCCAGUUCAGCCCAGUAACCUGUUUUCUCUACAAGCAAAGAAAGAAAACACAUGGUCACUUAAUCAAAACACUACUUUGGGGUCGCUUAAAUUGCCGUCAGGAAACACUGUAGAUCCUGCAAAAAUUUCAGUAGGGAAUGCAUCAGGUACAAUGUUUGGCACACCGGACAAGAAAGAAAACAUGUGGUCUAUGAAUAACAGCAGUUCUAAUAUGUUUGCGCAAAUUCCUGGGACUAAUAAUGUGCAAAAACCGGCAACUUUUUCUUUUGGCUCAUCAAUGCAGUUCAAUGCCAACAAUGUGACACCUGCGUCGACUUUCGGAAAUCCCACACAGCCGCAGGCUCAAAACAUGUUCGGGAUAUCAACUCAAGUUAAUAACAAUCAGUCUGUUAUGUUCUCGCCGACUUUACAAAGUCAAGCUCCGCCGAAUAUAUUUGGAGCACAAGCUGUAAGCAACACGGCACCUUCAGUGGGAAUGUUUGCAACGCCAAACGCAGGGGCAACUCCAUUUGGGGCACUGAAUUCUUCUGUACCAACAUUCGAGGUUGCUCCACUGAACCCUGUUACUCCAACAUUCAACUUUGGUGCCCAGCAGACUACAGGAGUUUUUGGUUUUGGACAGCAACAAGCACAAUCGCAAGGCGGAGUGUACAAAUUCGGAGCGCAGGCGGCAGGGUCCCCCCAACGGCAGUUUAACAUCGGCACAGCUGGGAGCGCUGCCAACGCGGUGAGCCGGCGACCAAUGCGGCGAGCCGUGCGCAGAACAAACCAACGGUGAAUGCCAAUAUAAUCUUACGCCUGCAGUAAUUCUGAUCAACGACAUUGUAAACAAAAUGACUUUGCCUUCAUGGUAAUGUAUUAUGAUGUUUUUAACUACAUAGUUGAAUUUUUAACUAAAUGAAGCAAAUUGAAAAACAGAUAGUAUUGGAACAAAAAGAUACUGAUAUGAAUCAAUGACUCAGUACGAUGAGGAUCGAUGUCUAUAUAUCUAUAUCUAUUUUAUCCUGAGUCUGGAUGUAACUUUUCUAUGUACAUUCUGUAUGAAAAAUAUAGGUAUGUGCAUAGAAUUGGGUGAUCUCAGGCUAAAUAUAAUAUAGAGAGGAACUCGUUCAUUGACUCAUUCAAAUGAAACAACUAUUACUUUAAAUUAUUUCAAAAUUUAACAUAAAAUUGCUGUAAAAUGCUUUGAUUAAUUAAAAAAUUUAAAUAAUUAUGACUGUAAUCCAUCAAAAAAUGCUAAUAUCAAUUUAUUUUCCUAAGUCUCGACAAUAUUUCAUAUAUGUUAAUAUAUAUGUCUGUUCUACGAGCGAACGCGAGGACCGCGAAAAGAUGUGACGCGGAUAGCAUCUAAUUUUUGUACGUGUUGUCUUCACUAAUUAUGACUAUAAUUCAUCAUAUAUCGUCUUAAUUGACUAAAUUGCCUGGAAUUCUAUUUGUUCUGUCGAUUUUUUCUAGCGCUAAUAGUUUUUAUUCAAAUCACAAACAAACUUCGGAAAUACAUUUGAGGAGGAAGGGCCGACCACUUAGAAAUAGGGGCUUUUGAGGAGAUACUCUAAGAUCAUUCAAAAUCAUGUGCCAAAACUCAACUACUUUAUUUGUUUUGAGGUUAAAAAUAGACAUUUUCCCAUAAUAUAGCGUUAUGCAAAGGCAUUCUGUGUACAUUCUGUUUUACGUCAUUUGACAUUUUGCGUUAUGAUGUUUUGGAAAACUCAAAUACUUUGGAUCGUCGGGGGUGUUAUAAAUUUUUAAUUUACACUUGUUAUUUAUAUCGAUUUACAAAGCAGCGCCUUUUGAAUGCGCCCUAAGUAAGCAUUUACGAGUAUAACAAUAAAUAAUAAUUUGCUACUAACCACUUCGCUAUAGAAUAUCGGUCUUUAUAACUUAUUGUUAUAAUGUGCUUAUAACGAAACUAAUCCAAAAGUGGGGCGCCAAUCAUUCCCUCUCAUUCGCAUUCUAUAUCUGUCUAUACUCACACACUUCAGUAGAGCACGCAAAAUAAAAUCUGAAUAAAUUUACACACAGUGCACUAAAAAUAUAAUGCUAUACACAAUUAUGUUUUCUGCUAUCUUUUCGGUUGUUAUUUUUGACGAUUUAUUUUCUUGAUUUGUUUUGUUUUUAAUCCCCGACCUAAAAAGAGGGGUGUUAUAAGUUUGACGUGUGUAUCUGUGUAUCU